Molecule: messenger RNA, 2277 nt
Organism: Wyeomyia smithii (pitcher-plant mosquito)
Lineage: Eukaryota; Metazoa; Arthropoda; Insecta; Diptera; Culicidae
Product: tyrosine-protein phosphatase non-receptor type 23-like
Exons: 3
Coding region: 292-2025 (577 amino acids)
Source: RefSeq, a predicted model, not a curated record
UCAGUUAGUAUUUGCACACUGGCGCGCGCGAAAGUUCCUUUGAGGUGCUCUUGAUCUUUUAACACCUCCUUCUGAGUGACGAAUAUCAGCUAAUCACGAGUGCGACCGCGAAGACACGGGCGAUCAUUCGUCAUCCGACAUUUGUGAAGUGUUCGCACGGUUUGUUAUGGCCGUUAGGCGAAGUUAAUGUGUGAAAUCCUUUAGGUUACGUGUGGACAAAAAAUAAGAUUUAGAUACCUACCCACUAGUGUAGAAGCGUGAAAGUGUCGAAGUUCCGCAACCGUGUCCAACAUGACUUUACGAUACGUGGAGAGAAUCCUACUCUUUGUUCUGCUAGCGGUGGUCGCGGUUCCUGGUCAGCAGUAUACCGGCGUGAAAUCCGUGUCAUCGUCGGAUAGUGAUGAUGUGCAACCGCCCUCUGGAGCCGGUCACGAAGCAAGCAAAACAGUUGGAGCAGCAGCGAUCUCCGGUCGAUCGAUUGGAAAGCCUUCUAACAGAGUACCGCUUUCGGAUAGUAAGAUCAUAAAGCUAACAAUUAAAACAAUCGAGCCGCAGGUAAUAUCCGGGUCCAGAGGCGCUAGGAAUCUGGGAUUCUCAGCUGAUGCUUCCCUGAAUGCGAUCCCCGGAGGGCUGAAUAACGAACUAACUAAUGCGAAUUUUAAGCCUCCGGUAACAUCAGCUUCAACUCUGGCAAAAGAUAGCUACGGAAAUCCGGUAACCCCUUACACGAUGCUUGCAUCAACUGGGCUGGAAUCUGUUGGAUUUUUGACCGAUGUCAAUAAGGACAAUUUGCACAGUUCAAAGACAAAUCAGAAUACUAACUUGAAUUUCAAGGUGCCCAGCUAUGCAUCUGGAAUUCUAGAACCUGUUUUGUUACCACCGAAUAAUUUCAACAACAAGCCUAAUCAGUACCCACAGGCUCCAACCAGCACCAGCAAGACCCCCCAACUGUUACCGAAUAUAAAAUAUCCAACCGUGGAAGAAGGAAAGAUCCUUUUCGCUCAGAAGCCAUUAAACGGUUUACUGCCUCCACUAUUCCCAGGGGAAGAAGGACCGUCAUACAAUGUUGAAAUUGGAACCGAACGUUCACCACCCUAUGCAAAAGAUCCAUUCAGUGGAUCACCGCUGGAUACUGAACCUAGACUACCUAAUGACAAACCACCAGUCGAUUUCAACCAAAAUGCUCAACAGCCUUUUAUUCCUCCUUCCCGGCCCGUGCAGACUCCCCAACAAACUCCGCAAAUACUUCAACCUGCUCUUCAAUCGCCCGUACCCCAACCCCAACCGCAACCGCAACCUCAACCACAACCAACACAAGCACCAACUCAAAAGUACACCGGCGGCUUUGGGGGAGCUCCUGGUUUUCUUGGUAACCAACAGAACCUCGGAACAGCAUACAAAUCUACCACUCCUAUUCCUCAAACUCCCCCAAAACCGGUCUCCUUCCAGCCCGCUCCCUUCCAACCACCUCCAACACAACCACCCACCAAAGCGCCAGGAUCAAGCUAUACGGGCAGUUUUGGAUUUACCAACAAUAACAAUCUUCAACCACAACGACCCAUCACUCAAAGCAUUCCUCAGCCAACCCAAGCACCAGCACCGAGCUACACCGGUGGUUUCGGAUUCGUGAAUAACAACCAGCAACCGCAACAACCGAAUUACCCACAACAGCCCCCUCAACCCCAACCAACCAAACCUCCCGGAGGAUCGUACACGGGUGGAUUCGGUUUUAACGGUAACAACAACAACCCACAGGUACAGCCACAACGUCCGAAUAAAUUCAACGGCAGUUUCGGUGGCGGUCCAGGCUUGCUUGGAAACCAGAUGCAACCGGGAACGCACGUAAAACCGGGUGGAACCUUCCUGUCACCUUCAUCUCCGGGAACAGCCGGAGUGAGCGGUCCCACUGGUGCCAUACCGGUGCCACCAUCGAAACCCGUCAGCAAACCGGCAGGGGUUACCUUCACUGGCAGUUUCGGGGGACCUCCAGGAAUCCUGCGUCCGUUCGAUAACGUUCAGGGCUAGAACUUGCUUCGGACGCUGGGGGUGGUGGAUUUAAAGGGUAUGCUCCCUUCCGGGAGCGCAGUUACCGUGAAAAGUAUUUUCGACCGAUUACGAUUACUGUUAGUUUCGGAUACCUUAGAUACCUUAGGGUAAGAUUGGGUGAUGUUGUCUUGAAAUAAACGUCGAUACCGAGCUGCAUUUCUACUGAUAUGACGGAUGAAUGAGGAAAUUUAUUUUUGAAAUAAAUUAUUACUAAGCUAAGAUACGGAAGAA